Molecule: messenger RNA, 8234 nt
Organism: Podarcis lilfordi (Lilford's wall lizard)
Lineage: Eukaryota; Metazoa; Chordata; Lepidosauria; Squamata; Lacertidae
Source: the annotation of a GenBank genome assembly
AUGUUCCACCACUUGGAGGGGGAGGAAUACAGCUUGGCCGGCUGCAGCCUUUACCCUCAACUCUUGAAACACUUCAGUGAUGUAAGUCAACAAGCCUACUCGAAAUGGACUUCAUCCAUGCCCUGGUGCUUCCCAAACAUUUGGGGGGGGGGCUGCCCCUUUGGUUCCAUAGCCUCAUCCCCAGUGCCCCCUACACUAUGAAAAGAAUCACAGUGGUACCUUGGUUCUCAAACUUAAUCCGUUCAAAAAAUCCGUUCAAAAACCAAAGCGUUUCAAAACCAAGGUGUGCUUUCUGCGGACUGUCUCGCCGGAGUGGUGCAUGCUCUGGUUAUCUCCCGCUUGGACUACUGCAAUGCACUCUAUGUGGGGCUACUUUUGAAGGUGACUCGGAAACUACAACUAAUCCAGAAUGCGGCAGCUAGACUGGUGACUGGGGGCGGCCGCCGAGACCAUAUAACACCGGUCUUGAAAGACCUACAUUGGCUCCCAGUACGUUUCCGAGCCCAAUUCAAAGUGUUGGUGCUGACCUUUAAAGCCCUAAACGGCCUCGGUCCAGUAUACCUGAAGGAGCGUCUCCACCCCCAUCGUUCUGCCCGGACACUGAGGUCCAGCGCUGAGGGCCUUCUGGCGGUUCCCUCAUUGCGAGAAGCAAAGCUACAGGGAACCAGGCAGAGGGCCUUCUCAGUAGUGGCGCCCGCCCUGUGGAACGCCCUUCCAGCAGAUGUCAAAGCGAUAAACAACUACCUGACAUUCAGAAGACAUCUUAAGGCAGCCCUGGUCAGGGAAGUUUUUAACGUGUGAUAUUUUACUGUAUUUUUGGUUUCUAUGGAAGCCGCCCAGAGUGGCUGGGGAGGCCCAGCCAGAUGGGCGGGGUAUAAAUAAUAAAUUAUUAUUAUUAUUAUUAUUAUUAUUAUUAUUAUUAUUAUUUCCCAUAGAAAGUAAUGCAAAACGGAUUAAUCCAUUCCAGACUUUGAAAAACAACCCUAAAACAGCAAUUUAACAUGUAUUUUACUCUCUAAUGAGACCAUUGAUCCAUAAAAUGAAAGCAAUAAUCAAUGUACUGUACUAUAAAAUAAAUAAGACAGUAUUGUAGAUGAUAAAAAUUAAAAUAUUUUUUUUUCUUACCUGCACUGAUGAUAGUCAUUGUUUGGAUGGGGAGCUUUUAUCCAUUUCCACAGUCACACAAUCAAUCUAUCAGUAGCUGAACUGGGUUCCACACAGUCACAAAGACUAAUUAACCGAAAAAGCCUCAAAAACAAAAAUGUAAAAAUAAAUAGUAAAAACAAAAGCGCCAAAUACAGUGGUACCUUGGUUCUCAAACUUUAAUCCGUUCCGGAAGUCCAUUUGACUUCUGAAAUGUUCAAAAACCAUGGCGCGGUUUCUGAUUGGUGUUCGGCUUCCGAAAAACGUUCAAAAACCGGAACGCUUCUACUUCCAGGUUUUUGGCAUUUGGGAACCAAGGCAUUUGAGUACCAAGCAGUUUGAGAACCAAGUUACCACUGUAUUCAGAAUAGAGGUUUGCACGACCCACUAAGGAAGAUGAUAACACAAAAUCGAAAUUCCUUUUUAUCUUCCUUCCUUCCUUCCUUCCUUCCUUCCAUCCAUCUUCUUUCUUCUUUCUUCUCUCUUUUCCUUUUGUUUUCCUUGGUGUCCUCUGCUCAGAGCCAUUGAUUAUUGGGCUCUUUGAGCAUGGUCAAUGGGGGAGUGGGGCAACUGCCCCUUCAAUCAAGCAAAUAAAGAAAAAUACUUAAUUAACUGACCAAUCGCAUCACAGAUAGCUUGGUUCUUCUGCCACCCCCCCCCCCAACAUUAAUACUGCUUCACCAACAUAAAUUCUGGCUACGCCCAUGUUGGGCUCCAAGGAAGGUGAUGGCUUGUUGGUGAAGGACCCUAAGUGAGAGACAGGGAAGGGAAGAGGCUGGGAGGGUUGACCCCUUUCCUGGUGAGACAAGGGUUAAGAGCUAUCCUUGAGAGAAGACUCUGCAUUUCUGUUGCUCUUUCUGUUUUUAUUUAGAUCAGUUUCCUUUUUUUAUUGUAUUAUGAAAAAGCCUUAAUAAAGACUUAUAGGAAAAAAUAAAGAAGAUAAUAACACAGUGAAAUUCAGAACACCAGCUGCGCCGUCUUGCCCCUGCAAUUGAGGGGCAGGCGCUGUGUGACAUGCACAUGUCAUGCACACAUGCCACGCCAUGUGCCGCACGCACGCCGCAUUUACACCUCAAGCCCCCCUCUGUCACCCCCCCACAAGUGAUCCCACUGGCCUAAUCUGCAAGACUUCUUCCUUCACCUGCACUUCAGGUGACUCUGUCUGCCAGCAGGUGAUGCUGGCAGAACUUUAGAUGCACCAGGAUGAACUCAGUCCGUUAAGCUUAACGGUGGUGGGCAAAGGCCCCCGGGGUUGGUCCCCUGUUGCGUGGGCCCAGACAACACCCUCAAACAACCAGACCCAUAGUGAACGAGAAGCGUUUCCUCAGCUAAACUCCCUGAAACGGGUUUGCCCUGCACAGCACUUGGGACUGACUGGCGUUCUCCUCCUCUCUCUCCUCAGGAGGACAAUGAGCUCAGCCUUUGCUCCAUCAUUCUUUUCGGGAUGCUGUUGAGGGGCGUGAAGGAAGAGCACAGAAACAGGGUGGAGGACAUUGUCAUCAGGAGCCUCGUCCCCCUGAUAAUCCAGCUAACUGACCCUGUGAGCGGAGAGGUAGGUUGAGGCUGGAAGGGCCAGUCUGGGCAUCGCCUGGCCCCUUUGGCAAACUCCUUCUCCCUGGCAACUGUCACACGCAGCUGGAACGCAGAGGAAUGUUUCUCUGCCUGUGGAAACCCCUUACGAUACCAAUGCUGGGUGGUCCUCAAAGCAUCUGUUGCAGCUGAGGAACUCUCCCCUUUCCUGGGAAUUUCCACAUGAGGAGCGUUGCUCUGCGUGUUCCAGCAGGGCUUGGAGAAUCAUCCCAUGCUGCCCCACAGAUCAAGUAAUGCGUAGGCUGGUCUUGAAUGGGUGGGCCUCGAUUGUGCUUGGGGUCUGAGUCAUCACCACACCUGAGGUCAGAAAAGUUAGAGAUCCUUGCAGAUACCAUGCUAUGGUUGGGAUUGCUCUGCAAAAGGUUGGAACCAUCAGAGUCAUCGAACCACAGAAUCAGAGUUGGAAGGGAUCCCAAGGUCCUCUAGUCCAACCCCUGCAAUUCAGGAAUCUCAGCUCAAGCAUCCUUGACAGAUGGUCCUCCAACUUUUGCUUAAAAACCUCCAGUGAAGGAGAGGCCACCGCCUUCCAAGGAAGUUGGUUCUGGAAGUCUUCUGAUCCAGGCUGGUUAGCUUUAAGGAGUGGAAACCCUGCAGGGUUGGUUUUAAAACCUGGUCGUUAGACACUAUUUGAAACACCAAGGUUUGAGUUUUUGGGUUUGGAAGCUAAGCCUUGACACCUCUGCUGUCACUGUGAUCAGCUGACUAGGCCGGCCUGGUGGAGGUUCAUUUAGCAGCCAGUAACCAGAGGGAGGGUCUUUUUCAGGGUGGCUCCUCUCUAUGGAAUCACUUCCCUUCUGAGCGCAGGUGAGCCCCUACAUUAGUGGCGUUUUGAUGCUUGUUAAAAACCUAGGUGAGCUCUCAGGGUUUAAUUCCCAGUGGGCUAGUUGUGUUUUUAACCCUACCUGGGUUACUGUCUGCAUUUUAUUUGCAUUGCGGCCUCAAUGCAGAUAUGUAUAUUUUCAAAGCUGUUGCAAGCCUAAGGCUUGAUGUGAAGUAAAAUGUCACCCAUCCUUUCAAUUCUAGGAGUGUCAAAUUGUCCUUAACACAAUUGUCACCUUCCUGAAACUGGGGGAGCUGCCCUUUGACAUCUUUGAGUCUGUGCAGCAAGACAGACUCUACCACAGAUUCUCAGUUAUCUGCAAGUACAUUGUGAGUAAAAUUAACAUGGUCAACUGUUCCCUCCAGACUCUUUCACCAGAUUUCUUCAGAGGAGAAGAAAUUUUCCCACCAUUUCUUAAGUUUGGGACUCACUUACUUUCCUCCCAAACUGUGUGUGUUUGAUGUGGGCAGUGGGAGUUGCAGGCUUAUUUUAUUCUACUGCCUGGCUACUAUCAUAUUUUGUAUCCACCACAAUGCCCCAGAUCACGGCUUGGGUGAGGAAGUGGAAGAAUAUCUAGAUGAAAUUCUGCAAAAUAGACUCUUGAGAAAUGGGGUGUGUGUGUGUGUGUUUUGAUUUUUCUUAGAAAGAUGCUGUGCAACAGCUGCAGCACUCCUAGCGGCUCAUCCCUCUCUCCCUCUGCUAAAUUAACCCCCCAGUUUUAUGCCAUUGUGGUGUACUGAUGUGCAUCUCCCUGGAUCAGCUGUGGCUGCAGACCCUCAAAGUGUCCCUAUUUUCCAGGGACGUCCUUGUUUUAGAGAAGCCAUCCCGGUUUCUGGUUUGAUCCUGGAAUGUCCCACUUUUCCUUAGGAUGUCCCUAUUUUCACUGGAGAAAUGUUGGAGGGUAUGGAGUUAUCCGACCUCUGAGCCGUCUGAAGGAAUCCUGUAUAUCAAAGUUUUUUAACGUUUAGUGUUUUGUUAUGGUUUUAUGUGUGUUGGAAGCUGCCCAAAGUGGCUGGGGCAACCCACUAAGAUGGGUGGGGUAUAAAUAGUCAAAUUCUCAUUAUGGAAUGGGGCGUCCCUGUUUUCAUCAGAGAAAUGUUGGAAGGUAUGUGGCUGCAGCAUCUGCCUUCUCAUCUCCCUGUGUCUGUAUCUGUGGCAUCAGCAUCAGCCGGCCACAGCCACCAGCUUGCCCUUGCCUUCUCCAUCACAGAUGUCUUCUAAGACAUUUUGUCACUAUUAUCUAUGUGUAGCACAGCCGCAAACAGAGGCCCAGCAACACUGCCGCAUCCACAGUUAUGCUAUGGAACUCACUGCCACAAGACGCACAGCUGGCCACUAGCUUGGAUGGCUUUAAAAUAAGAUUGGACAAAUUCAUGGAGGGUGGCUCUGCUCUGAUUCCAUAGUUCUACCAACUAAACCAACUAAAUUUUUCUGUGCUCUUAAUACUUGGGCAUGAAGUAUGAUUCUGCAUUAUAUAAAGGCAGUAGUAUUACUGUGGGUGGCCAAUUCGGAAACAAUGAGGUCAUACUUUUCAAGUAUUGUUUGGCCACCACGAGGGAUAGAAAUGCGUUAAGAAGCUGGAGUUUUACAAAAGACUAAUCUGGCACCUCGGUUGUCUUCCUGUCCACUCCCCCCGCCCCCCCCCCAGUUGUGGAGAUACAGGCAGAGGUUGCGGGACAUGCUCACGCAGAUGAUGGAAUACCUAAAGAGCAGAAACCCUGCGCAUCGCGAGGCAGCGACCAUAUUGAUAGGUAAUUGAAAACAAGGCUCUUGAGAGGAAAGGGGAUUUCAGGGCAUGAGACAGAAGUGGGAUUUCAGCUGGGAAACCUGGAGACGGAGAGGCAGGGAUGCAACUCCAGGUGUCAUGCUUCCUAACUCUGUCCAAAGGAGAGCGCUAAAUGGAGGCUGCACCCAGAAAGCAGUUUCUUUCCACCAAUUGCCCACAGCAAGUCAGGCGCUUCUCCAUUGUUGUUGUUGUUUACCUGACCCAUGCCCCAAGGUCCCAGGGUGGGUUACCACUUUUAAAUACAGUGACUAAUUUCUUGCGAUUGGUGCACCGCGCACACUGGAAGUUGCCUGAAAACGUCACCGAAACAUCGUUAAGAUGUCACUGAAAGGGCAGAGCAAGGGUCGAAUGGGGGUGGGGUACGGCAGGGCGGAACAAGGGUGGGGUGGAAUGCUUUACCAAUGCGUGGGGGGGUCUGGAACAUAACUCCCACGCAAAAUGAGGAUUGUGAGGAGAUUUCACCCCUCCCAUAUCCAAGAAUCUCCUGAGGAGUCUGCUGAUUCUCCAGAGAGGAGGAGGCAUGUUCUGCUCUCUACUUAUUCUGCUCCAGCACCGAGUCAGUCAGUCAGUCAGUGUCAGAGAGAGAGAGAGAGAGAGAGACUGAGUGUUAGAGAUCGUGUGUAGAGAUAAGGUUGCUGCUAAGAGCGGCUGCAGACACUCAGUGCAGUGCAGCAUUCAUUUAUGCUUAGACUCAUUAAGCUCUGUAUAUAGUUGUAUAAUAGUUGUAGAUAGAAUAAAGAAGUUAUUCUACAGAGCUGCUCUCCGAGUUGUUUAUAUACUCUGCUAGACUCUGCUGUGCGACGACUGUCUUCUUGUGGAAGUGAAUCAGGUGCUCACAACUCUAAGCUGUGAGUCCACAGCACUUUGACCUGUUCCUGUGCAGAAGGUGGUCUCUGGAAGUGCUACCCAGCUCGCCUAGCCCAGUCGGGGCUGAAGUGGAUGAGUCCAGUUGGUGGCACUGGCUCAAGGGCGAUGCUGACAGAUUGCCUGUAUUGAAACAGAGACGCGCCCCUCAACCUUUUUGUGCCUGGGGCAAUCCCCCCCAGUAGCCCCCACUACGCCACACCAUUUCCCCUGUAUGGAAUCCUGGAGAGCCCCUGUUAUUCAGUGUAGACAGUCCUGAGCUGGACAGACCAAUGCUUUGACCCAGCAUCCGUCAGCUUCCUAGGUUCCUACAAUUAAACCAGCAAAUUGUUAAAGUGAUCCAGAAGUUGUUAGCCCCUUCUAUAGAGUACCAACAGCCUCUGUGCCUCAGGUCUGAUGAAUGAUUUUAAGCUGGACCAAGUAUCAAAUGCAGGAACUGAUCGUUUUCUAUUGAUCUGUCUAGCGUGCAAUGCACAGUAUAUGAAACCCGACUUGGUGAGCACCAAACAAAUUGAUGACAUUUAUCUGGGUGAGCAAGGAUCAAACCGGCUCUUUUCCUUGCAGGGAUCUUUUCACCACAGGAGUACUUUUUCCAAUCUCAUUAAUCCCAGAUUAUCUCACUUUAGUUACUAUCAGCCCCUGCAGUCUCCUUUCCCUUCUGGAUUGUGAUUCCCAUGUUCUUCUAGCCAGUAACAUGACGGGUAAUCUGACGAGUUUGUGCUGGGCAAGAAAUUGCAUUGGGAAAAUACAAUAUAGGUGGAUUAGACCUAACAACAAAAGUUUUGUUUCUGUUCACUUGGACUUGAACAGAAACAGUGUUUGUUUCUCUCUCUAACACCUGGCAUUAAUUGACCUAGCAAUGCCAAGGCGAAAUGAAUUGUCACAGUAGGGCGUGCUGAAUUUUUCAGCUUUCAAAAUCAGAAAGCAAGGGGUGCUAAAACGUUGUAACGUGACUUAGGAAUUCAGAUGUUGUUUGGGUGAAAUGCAUAUGAUUUGCUUUUGCUUGGUCAGUGAAAUGAGUGUAAAAUUGCAUAGAAAUCAUUACAAACGAUUGCUAGGAACUUAGUUAUUUUUAUUUCAGUAUUAACGUAAUUACCUUACAUCUUCAGAAGUUAAAAUUCUUUGGUUUUUCCGAAAGCCGUUUUUUCUGCUUCUUCAUCAGACAUAGACUUACCAUGCUAAAUGUUGUUCAGUCACAAAAAUAAUCGCAGAUUUUAAUUCCUCACACCCAAAAACAUAUUUUAAACAUAUUUCACCCCAUAAAAUGGCAUGCGCUACCCAGGGAGCCCAGCUCACUUCCCCGGCUGCUUUUCUUUGCCAUUGCAACCCCAUUGCUUUGCCAUUCUCCUGUCCAGUACACCAGCCCCCUCCAGACCUUGUUGGACUACAACUCCCCCAUCAGCCAAAGUCAGCAGAGCCAAUGGUAAGGGGGGGGGUCCAUGUGUGUCAAUUCUCCUCAUUUCCGCAUCAAAAAACGGCCAGUCCUGGAAACCUCUUCCACGUAAACAAUACUGAGCUCGGCAACCCAAUGGGCCUAACUCUGUUCCAGACAGCUCCUUCUGUCCUUAGAAUGAGGGGCAUUUGCUCCUGACAAGAUCUAUCCCUGUCCCUCCUUUGAAUUUAUCUCUUUAAAUAUCUCUAUGUGAUUUAUAACCAGUUUACAAGAGGAGGGAGCGAUGGCCACCAACUUGGAUGGCUUUGAGAGGCAGAAAUGCUUCUGAGCACCAGUUGCGGGAAACCACAGGAGGGAACUCCACUUACGGGUUUCCUGUGGGCGCAUCUGGUUGUCCUUUGUGAGAAGAGGACGCAGGACAUGGGCCUGAUCCAGGAGGACUCUGCUGUGGUUCUCAUGUUCCUUCUUCCAUUGCAGCUCUCCUGGACCUUCAGGGUGACUUGGACGUGGCUGUCUCAAACGCUGCGGUGGCGGCCAGCGAGGAGCUUUUUAGACGCUGCGGCGGUCGGAUCAAUCCAAAGAUUGUACCCAGCCAACAUCUCCUGUCCAUGCUAAAAAACAACAUGGCAAGGCAGUGA